UCGGACUCUCCUCUCGCUCAUUGGCUAACGGGAGACGGGGAGGAAAGGCGAAGGGGCAGAAUCUUAUCUACGACGGCUGCGGGUUGGCCUCACGUCACACUAGCUUCCGAAUUCCCCAAUACUAAGGCAGUCCUCGCCUUAGUGCCCGCCCCUCCAGUGACGUCAGCAGUGCGCCGGGACGUCCUUUCGUCCGCCGUGUCCAUGGACAACCUGAGAGGACGGGGCUGAGCGAGAGAGGAGGGGAGCAGACGAAGAAAUGGCUUCUUCGAUGGUCAGAGCCACCGUCCGGGCCGUGAGCAAAAGAAAAAUCCAAGCCACGCGAGCCGCCCUGACGCUGGUGAAACGUGAACCAGAAGAGGGGCUACAGGAACGCUGGGAAGCUCAAUGGCAGGAGUUCCUGAGGACGCUGCAGGGCCCUCAUUCAGAAUGGGAGCAUGUCCACAUGUUUGAGGAACCCACACCGCCAUGGGAUGACACUAAAGGUUUUCUGGCCUCCUUCGAGCAAGUUGCAUCCGCCUGCCGGUGGCCUCAGGACAAAUGGGUUCCCCUUCUUCUGCCGGCCCUCAGCGGAGAGGCUGAAGAGGCCUUCAGCAGCCUCAGUGCCCAAGACAAGGGAGACUACAGGAAAGUGAAGGCAGCAAUCUUGCAAGGGGAGUCCAAUGCCAGGGAGAGGCAGCGCCAGCACUUCAGGCAAUUCCGCUACCAAGAAACAGAGGGGCCUAGAGGUGUCUAUAGCCAGCUCCGGGAGCUUUGCAACCAGUGGCUAAAAGUGGAGCAGCACACUAAGGAGCAGAUUCUAGAGGUGUUGAUCCUAGAACAGUUCCUGACUGUCCUGCCUCAGGAGAUGCAGAUAUGGGUCAGGGAACAUGGCCCAGAGACCUGUGCCCAGGCUGUCCUUCUAGCUGAGGAUUUCCUAGUUAAACAGAAGGAAGCCAUGGGGCUCAUGGAGCAGCUCCCAAUGUCGCAGGCUUUGGGGCUGGUGGCAGAUGUGGAGCCCUCUGAGACAGGCCAUGUUCAGUCCCCAGAUGCCUGGAAAAGGAACCUCUGCAAGGAGGAGCAAGUUGGUGAAGGGAGCUCACUGGGAGUGAGGCAGAUCCUUGAGAACAAGGAAAACAGUCUUCAUCCGGAGAAUCCAGAUCAAAUUGAAUCAAGGGACACAUUGAGAACAAGCAAUGUUUUGCAGAGCUAUGAGGGAAGAAUAAGGUGUGGGAGUCAUCAGGGAUCAGAGAAUGAGCAUGUAGCUAACCUUGAGAAAAGGAUGGAGAGACCCCUACCCAGCAUGAAAUGGAGAUUUGAUCAGAGGGGACCCAUAGAAUACCAAAAGAUUCACCUCUCGGGAAGCCAUUUCGGUUGGCGCUCAGGCCUCGGAGUACGUGGGAGAUUUAAUACAGGAAAGAAAGCAUAUGAAUGCACCGAAUGUGGGAAAGUUUUUGAUCAUAAAGGGAAUUUUAAGAAUCAUGAAAGGGUUCACACUGGAGAGAAGCCAUACAAGUGUUCCCAAUGUGGGAAAAGCUACAUUCAGAAGGGAAACCUUAUGAUACACGAGAGAACCCACACUGGAGAAAGACCAUUUAUGUGCAGGGAAUGUGGAAAAACAUUUAGUCAAAAAGGAAAUCUUGCCAAACAUGAAAAAAUGCACAUUAAAGAACCUGAAUAAAUGUUAUAUUUCUGGAAUAAUUGUGAUGCAUAAGCUGUUACUGACUUAUAGCACUGAAAUAAUGCAAAACUGGUAGUAGCCUGGUCUCUAUGCAUUUUGGUAUCUGCAAUUAUAUAGAAGUACAAAAUAAUAACAGUUAUGGUUGUGUUGAAAUUAUGUUGUAUAGCAAUAUGCCUUAUAUAUAAAACCAAUGAGGUCAGCUAUUUUCCCUAAAAAGGGCCUUAAAAUAUUUCAAAUACAAAUACUCGUUCACUCAAAAGUACAAAGAAUGGGGAAUAGGGCCAACACAAAUUCAUCUGUCUCUUUGUCUUGCUAUCCCUUUUUUCUCUCUUUUUCGUCCUCUCUAUGCAUAUACUGAUUUAAUAUGUGGACAGAACUUGAAUUGGGAGUUAGAGCUCUCUGAAAAAUAUAGUCAAUCACCACUUUAUAGAAAUAAGAUUUGACUGAUAUUGUUCAUUAAGUUACUCAUUGAUGAACUGCAAAAAUGUGGGGUGUUAAUUUGUUGUGGGAAAAUACAACAACAGAAAGCUUUCUCUCACACAUAUUCUUGAGUGUGUUUUUAAAUUCUGCUCAGUACAGGGUUAAUAAUAAUAAUAAUUUAAAAAUAUUCUUCUAUCCCACCACCAUCUCCCCAAAGGGACUUGGGGCCACUUACACCCGGCACAAAGUUCCUAAAAACAUAAAACAAAAAGUACAUCUAAAAUAAAACACAAACUGAAUGAAACAAAUAGCAUAUAAAACCAUGGAACAAUGGUGUAGUUCAGGGGUCCCCAAACUUUUUAAACCGGGGGCCAGUUCACGGCCCUUCAGACUGUUGGAGGGCCGGACUAUAGUUGAAAAAAACUCAAUAAACAAAUUCCUAUGCACACUGCACAUCUUUUAUUUUGAAGUAAAAAAAACCAAACGGGAAGAAAUACAGCCUCAAUGUUAAUCAUAAUCAUAAUAAAAAUAAUAAAGAGGGUUGGAAGAGACACCUUGGACCAUCUUGUCCAACCCUCUUCUACCUUUGUGCACCAAAAGCACAAGCAAAGCACCCCUGACAGAUGGCCACCCAGCCUCAAUGUUGUUAAUCAUCAUCAUCAUACAUCACACAGUCCUAAAUGCCAGGGAAGUGUUCAACUUGUGAUUUUGUGAUACGAAAUCCAGCAGAGAGAGAGAUCUCGUUUGCUGUGUUAUGCUGUGUCUUUGUGCCAAUAAUAAUAAUAAUAAUAAUAAUAAUAAUAAUAAUAAUAAUGAGAAUUGGAAAAGGGCCAUUUAGUCCAACCCCCUUUUGCCUUUGUGCACCAAAAGCACUGGCAAAGCACCCAUUAGUAAAUUAUUAAUUAAAUAAUAAUUAAAAUUCCAUUAUAAACAAGCAAAUCUUUAGAAGGCACACAACAGGUGAGAGAGGAGGCGGGAAAGGCGGAGGAGGGAGCCGCCAUCACGGGGCCCGGAUAAAUGGCUUCAAUGGGCCGCAUGUGGCCCCCGGGCCUUAGUUUGGGGACCCCUGGUGUAGUUCAUGCAUUGACACAUGACAACAUGAGGAGUAUAGCUGCACCAUUCUCUCUUCAUUAGAUUUAAUAUUACUUGCAGAUAGAAGAACAUGGCUCCACAACCAUGAAUGUUACAGAGGGGGAGUUCAUGAUGCUAAUGAAAGUGCAGUUGUUUGGGGGUUUGGUUUUUUUGGGGACAACUUUUAAAACACGUGCACAAUCUUCCUCCACCACUUCAUCCUCACUUCUCUCAAAGUCUUUAAGGAAGCAUCUGUUUAUUAGGAAGGGGUUUUUAAUGCUGUGCUGUACUGGCUUUAUUUCUUGUAUUUUUAAUUAAUAGAGGUUACAUUGUUUUUAAUUCUAUGCAGGGUUUAUUCAACAGUGUAUGUUUUAUAUGUUUUUUUCUGUAUCUGUUAUAAUUUUUGUAAAUGGCCUUGAGUUCCAGUUCUGGAGAAAUGUGGCAUAUAAAUAAAACAGUAAAAUGAU
Anolis carolinensis (green anole) is the source of this 3615-nucleotide messenger RNA. It is a transcript of the gene isca1, whose product is annotated as iron-sulfur cluster assembly 1. Gene Ontology annotation, biological process: iron-sulfur cluster assembly. The transcript has 2 exons. Bases 257 to 1657 code for a protein of 466 amino acids. Gene Ontology annotation, molecular function: 2 iron, 2 sulfur cluster binding. The record is from RefSeq and is a predicted model, not a curated record. NCBI's taxonomy places the organism in Eukaryota, Metazoa, Chordata, Lepidosauria, Squamata, Anolidae. Gene Ontology annotation, cellular component: mitochondrion; cytoplasm.